AUGCAAUCUCUCACUUCCGUCAUGUCCACCAUCAAGAAAGCCACCAAGACCAUUAUCGUCAAGUCCCACACCAUUAGCAACCGAACGUCCGACGAACGCAAGGGACGCGCGAAUAGGAAGCCUAGUAGUCUGGAUGGCCUCGAAGGUCUGGGCAGCGAUGCCAUAUCAAGUUCCCUGCGAGGUCUCCCCAGCACGUAUCGUCCCCAGCUAUCCCCCCUCGACGUGUCUGAGUUCGGGCAAGUUACGUCUUUGAGCUAUGGAGAGCAAGAUGUGUCGGACGCCUAUUCAGAAUGGAACCAGCCUGUCCAUCCUUCUCCGAUAACCCUUUGGAGGAACGACGUGGAAAUGGCAGUUCCUGACGAUGUAGUAGAGGAGGUGCCCCUCUCUCCGGCCAGACAUAUCAUCAGCCUUCCCUUCCCUUCCUCCCCUUCCGUGACGUCCUUUGCCUCGAUGAGAGCGCAGUACCACGCUAGCCCUCAGCCAAGUAUUGGCUUGCCGGAUGACGGAGAGUACACGUCCUAUGAAGCAGACACAUCUUUUUUGUCUGCGAACUUGCCCCAAAAUAGGCGCAACAAACUUGCCGUCGAAAUUCCCCGCCCCGUAUCAUUCAUUCGCUUUCCUUGCACCUAUUCCCAAGAUAGCACGCCCAAUCUCUCUGCCAUCCCCGCAGGCCAUCCUUCCCCAGCAACGGAAAUCAUCUCCUCGACUUCUUCCGCCUCCUCUUACUCUUGCUGCUCCGAAUCCGUCUCCCCCGCGUCCUCCUCCUCCUCCUCCUCCUCCUCCUCCUCUUCACCACCACCACCUAAAUUCGAUCAAGUAGUUUAUGACAGCAUGGUUGCGACGAUCAGGAACUUCGCCUCCCGUGCCCGCAACAACGACCCCGGCCUAUGGGAGGAGGCAGUAAUCAUAGCAAAUCGCGUCAAAAGGGUGAAAUUCGAAGACAAGGACGCGUACGAAAGGUCUUUGGCCCAUUUGGUGCUAGAAUUAAAGGGCGCGGAGGCUAUCGACAUCGAGACGUUCAUCUCUGGUGUCUAA
Molecule: messenger RNA, 1035 nt
Organism: Pleurotus ostreatus (oyster mushroom)
Lineage: Eukaryota; Fungi; Basidiomycota; Agaricomycetes; Agaricales; Pleurotaceae
Exons: 2
Coding region: 1-1035 (344 amino acids)
Source: RefSeq, a predicted model, not a curated record